This is a messenger RNA of Galeopterus variegatus (Sunda flying lemur), 2515 nucleotides long. RefSeq names its product F-box and WD repeat domain containing 5 (gene FBXW5). Gene Ontology annotation, biological process: protein ubiquitination. Gene Ontology annotation, cellular component: SCF ubiquitin ligase complex; Cul4-RING E3 ubiquitin ligase complex. The record is from RefSeq and is a predicted model, not a curated record. Lineage: Eukaryota; Metazoa; Chordata; Mammalia; Dermoptera; Cynocephalidae. The transcript is spliced from 9 exons. Gene Ontology annotation, molecular function: protein binding. The coding region runs from base 308 to 2002 and encodes 564 amino acids.
CCGCCUUGUCCCGCCCUGUCCCACCGUGUCUGGCCUCAACCGCCCGGUCCGGGCCCGCCCGCACCACUGGGCGAAUGAAUGAGCCCCCGAGCCCGUCCGGCUGGCCAGGUCCGGGCGGCCCCAUCCCCAUAAGGCCGUCUGCUGGACGGUGGCCUUGCUCGCCGGCUGCCCGCCCGGCAGGGCUUCCCUAGGGCCACAGGGCAGAGGCAAGGGCCUGCCGCCCCGAGCCUCCUCCCGGAAGGAACUGUCCGGUGUCGACAGCUUGGAAGCCUUGGGGUGGCAAGGGCCGCCUGGGCAGAAUGCCACAAUGGACGAUGGGGGCACACCCCUGCUCCCCGACAGCCUUGUCUACCAGAUCUUCCUGAGCCUGGGCCCUGCUGACGUGCUGGCUGCUGGGCUGGUGUGCAGACAGUGGCAGGCUGUGUCCCGGGACGAGUUCCUAUGGAGGGAGCAAUUCUACCGCUACUACCAGGUGGCCCGUGAUGUGCCCCGACACCCAGUGGCCACGUCCUGGUACGAGGAGUUCCGACGGCUCUAUGACAUGGUGCCCUGCGUGGAGGUGCAGACAUUGCGGGAGCACACCGACCAGGUCCUGCACCUCAGCUUCUCCCACUCAGGCUACCAGUUUGCUUCCUGCUCCAAGGACUGCACUGUGAAGAUCUGGAACAACGAUCUGACCAUCUCGCUGCUGCACAGCGCGGACAUGCGGCCCUACAACUGGAGCUACACCCAGUUCUCCCAGUUCAACCAGGAUGACUCGCUGCUGUUGGCCUCAGGGGUGUUCCUAGGGCCACACAACUCCUCAUCAGGCGAGAUUGCCGUCAUCAGCCUAGACACCUUCGCUCUGCUGUCCCGUGUGCGCAACAAGCCCUACGACGUGUUCGGCUGCUGGCUCACAGAGACCAGUCUCAUCUCGGGGAACCUGCAUCGCAUCGGAGAUAUCACCUCCUGCUCGGUGCUGUGGCUCAACAACGCCUUCCAGGACGUGGAGUCUGAGAACGUUAACGUGGUUAAGCGGCUCUUCAAGAUCCAGAACCUCAACGCCAGCACCAUCCGCACGGUGAUGGUGGCUGACUGCAGCCGCUUCGACAGCCCUGACCUCCUGCUGGAUGCUGGUGACUCAGCCAUGUCUCCCUGCCGUGUCUUUGACCUGGGCGGUGACAGUAGUGAUGAGGUGGAGCCAGCCUCUGCCCGCACAAAGGAGGGCCUGCGGCGCUUGCUGGACAGUGUGCUGGACGGGCGGGCACAGCCCCAGCUGUCUGAGCGUGCGCUGGAGACCCGGGUGGCUGAGCUGCUGGCCCAAGGCCACACCAAGCCCCCGGAGCGCAGUGCUGCCAGUGCCAGGAACAAGUACCUCAUCUUUACCACCGGCUGCCUCACCUACUCGCCACACCAGAUUGGCAUCAAGCAGAUCCUGCCGCACCAGAUGACCACGGCAGGGCCUGUGCUGGGUGAGGGCCGAGGUUCUGACGCCUUCUUUGAUGCGUUGGACCAUGUCAUUGACGUGCAUGGACACAUCAUUGGCAUGGGCCUAUCGCCUGACAACAGGUACCUGUACGUGAACAGCCGUGCCUGGCCCAGUGGCUCGGUGGUGGCUGACCCCAUGCAGCCGCCACCCAUCGCGGAGGAGAUCGACCUGCUCGUGUUCGACCUCAAGACCAUGCGGGAGGUGAAGCGGGCCCUGCGAGCACACCGCGCCUACACGCCCAACGAUGAGUGCUUCUUCAUCUUCCUCGACGUCAGCAGGGAUUUUGUGGCCAGUGGGGCCGAGGACCGGCAUGGCUACAUCUGGGACCGCCACUACAACAUCUGCCUGGCCAAGUUGCGACACGAGGAUGUGGUCAACUCGGUAGCCUUCAGCCCUCAGGAGCAGGAGCUCCUGCUGACAGCCAGCGACGAUGCCACCAUCAAGGCCUGGCGCUCACCGCGCACUGUGCGCAUCCUGCAGGCCCCGCGCCUACGCCCCCGCCCCUUUUCUUGGUUUGCCAGCCAGAGGCGCUGAGGGGCACUGGGUGGACUCGAGAUACUAGGGCCCACUGAGGAUGCCCCUGAGGUCAUGUGGCUCUUUCUUGUGUGGGGAGAAGAGGCACUCGCAGCAGUAACGCCUUAGGAAGGGGAUGGACUGACCCCAACACGCUCGCACACACACACCUGCUCACACAGCUGUGACACUCAGCACUAGGGUGGCCAGUGCACCACAGACCCUACGUGGGCGGCCUGGCCGGCUUGGGGUGCAUAGGACACUGGAGGUUCCUGCUUCUUGCCUGUCCCCAGGCUGGAGGCUCACAGCCUCAAGCUGGCCACAGGCUGGGCCACAUGAGAUGGUCAGCACCAUAUGCACCUUUUGUUGGUCCUGCGGUACCCAGGUGGCAGCCUGGGUGGUUCCCACCUUUAGUAACUUGGUUUGUGCACCAGUGGCGCUUGGGAGGUGCAGGUCAUCCUGCCAUGGGCCCGAGUGUGCCACAUGUCCACUCACCACCUGUUCAGGGCCCUGAAUAAACAGCUGGCAACAGCC